UCUAGGGCUUUUUCAAGGAGUGCCUCUGUAACAUUCGCUACCUCACCUCACCUGCUGUCGGCGACUCAUCUCAUCUCUUUCCAUAGCCGACCUCGGCUCAUAUCUUUCCACCAACGACCUCGUCUCAUCUCUUUUUAGCGGCGACCUCGGGCUCACUUUACCUCACCGAAGACUGCAAUGACUGCUCAACGUUACAAGCCCUAGCUACGAUUAAGGAAGCGUGAAUCUGAUGGUUUCGAGGUUAAAGAUGCGUCGGUUCCUGAAAGUGCCGACGGCGGCGACUGCGAGGAAGUCAAAGUUGGCUGAAACAAUUGUGCUAGGUAAUACACGACCAACUACAAGUCUUUCUCUCUCUCUCUCUACUGCUCGACAACCACCCAGGCACCCACCACCCUUCGUCUUCUCUCUGGUUCACCGCCGCCGUCAAUAGAGCCCCAUUAUACAUAUUGGUCAUGCUUUAACUGCUGCUAUCCUGGUUAAUUUUUUAAUGAAAUCUUACAUUAGGAGAUAUGCAACAAUUCUUGUGUACUUACUAUUUUAUGUUUCUCAACAUCAACUCAUGGAUACGAUGUUUGAUGAAUUUUCAAAUCUCUGGAUGAAAAUGAAGAUUCAAGUUAAAACCAAAGAAGAGCUUGAUUCAAAACAGUACAUAUUUAGACCUCGUGCUUUUGACAAUAAAGAUGUCAUUGAAAUGGACGUAUCUACCCUCGAAAGUUCGAUUGCCAAUGAAGCUUUUCUCAGAGUGGAAGGAGUUGGAUUCAGAGGAAGUAUCUGCUGAAAGUGAAAAGAGGAAGCUCAAAGAGCAAUAAAUGUUGCACAUGUGGAAGUGGAAAGUGUUGAAAAUGGAGUUGGAAUAGUCAAACUUAUGGGUCGAUAUAAUGGAUUCAUUGCCAUGUUUGCCAUGUUGGCAAGUCGAGAUGUGGAUUGCUGCUUGAUUCCAGAGUCUCCAUUCUAUCUAGAAGGGCAAGGUGGUCUUUUUGAGUUCAUUCAACAUAGACUUAAAGAGAAUGGGCAUGUGGUGAUUGUGUUGGCUGAAGGAGCAGGCCAAGAAUAUGUUUCUGAAAGUGUGAAUGCAGUUGAAGAGAGAGAUGCAUCUGGAAAUAAACUGCUUAUUGAUAUUGGUCAAUGGUUGAUCCAGAAAAUUAAAAACCAUUUUGCAACAGUCAAUAAAAUGGCCAUAAACAUGAAAUAUAUUGAUCCAACAUACAUGAUACGGGCUGUUCCAAGCAAUGCAUAUGAUAACAUCUACUGUACACUUAUUGCUCAAAGUGAAAUUCAUGGGGCCAUGGCAGGGUUUUCUGGUUUUACAGUUGGACCUGUCAAUAACAGACAUGUGUAUAUUCCAAUACAGCGUGUUACCGAGGCUACAAAUGCUAUUAAGUUGACAGAUAGGAUGUGGGCUAGACUGUUGGCUUCUACUAAUCAACCUACAAAUGUUGUUAAGCUGACUUUUCCACAUGUACAUUGCUUUUGUUCUUUUGUAGGCUUUGUCAGCCUUGCAGUUCUUACUUAACAGGGUCCGGAACCUUCAAGAAGGACCUCUGUAGGCAUGCAUCUUGGGUUGCAAGAGAAUCAAGAAGCACUGGUUUCAAAGACAAAGCCAAGCAUAUGGGACUGGUGGAGUUUCUGGAGAGGGAUUUUGAUACUAAAAUCAAGGCUCCAGAAUCAACAAGUGCUAGUUUGAAAGAAAAAGGCAAUCAUAAGCACGUUAGGUGAUGCAAGAGAAGGCGAAUAAGCUGUUUAAAAAUAUUUCCAUUGAGCAUGAACAGAGCAAAUUGCAGCUUGAGGAACAUGAAAAGGAACUGGGAGCACGUGAAGCUCUAAACAAAACUGACAGCAACUUAUUAGAUCAUUGGUGGGUGAUGAUGACCCAAUCCCAGAUGUGAGGAAGCCUGCCAAGCGACAGUCUGGUAUUUUUAUGAAGUAUAGAAAUUCAAGAUUCUCAUACACAAAAACUAGAAGAAAAACUACUAAAUAAAAAAAUUCCAAAAAUACCCCUGUAUCUUAUUUUUUGAAUUAUCCUAACAGUUAAUACAAACACUCAUUAUCUGCAA
Molecule: messenger RNA, 2054 nt
Organism: Lactuca sativa (garden lettuce)
Lineage: Eukaryota; Viridiplantae; Streptophyta; Magnoliopsida; Asterales; Asteraceae
Source: RefSeq, a predicted model, not a curated record